AUGAAAGUCAUUUCUAGAAAUCACCUACCACUGACUGCCAGACGAACGUCUUACGGCGUUCAGGAUGGCAUUCGGCACACUGAGCUCGACCGUGUUAUCAAGAAGCGUCUAGUCUCUGUUUCCACUACAGCGACACCAAAGUUGGCCCAUUUUUCGCCUGAUCUGCUCAUCCUCGAUGCGUUGGAACACAAAAGCGAAGCCCUGCCACUCAUGUUGGCUUCAACAUGUAUAGCUCCAAUGAGAGAACAUGUCGCUCGACUACGAGGUCGCAAGGCAGCCGACGAUUCAGCUGUACAAGACAUAGAUGUUAGCGGGCUAAGGCGUGGUAAAUUUUACCGUGCCUUCAUACUAAGUAUGGCCAGUUUGCAGCCAAUUGUACUGGCCUUCCGCGCGAGGUCUACCGACGUGCUCGACAGCUUGAUGGCAGAUUUACAUCUGUUUGAUUUUUCGGGUUGCUUCAAUGAUGUGCAACGCCGUGAGGAGAUCGACGUUCCGAGUCUCUUGGUGAACGGUAUUCUGCUGUUCGCCAAAGCCAGGGUCAAGGAAGUCGAGAAGGCCAGUCUUGGAAUCGGAUGUUGCACUAUAUUUGAGGAUUCCUGCGAGACGGCUCUUGUGCGCCUGACCAGACCUGUAAUAGCAUCUCUUUGUGCUACACGCGUGGGUACAUAUGUGUUGGAAUGCGAGAAAUAG
Aureobasidium melanogenum CBS 110374 is the source of this 690-nucleotide messenger RNA. RefSeq lists its product as uncharacterized. The record is from RefSeq and is a predicted model, not a curated record. Lineage: Eukaryota; Fungi; Ascomycota; Dothideomycetes; Dothideales; Saccotheciaceae. The coding region runs from base 1 to 690 and encodes 229 amino acids. The transcript is spliced from 3 exons.